Molecule: messenger RNA, 504 nt
Organism: Rangifer tarandus platyrhynchus (Svalbard reindeer)
Lineage: Eukaryota; Metazoa; Chordata; Mammalia; Artiodactyla; Cervidae
Source: the annotation of a GenBank genome assembly
AUGCGGCUCCUCUCUAGCUGCUGGGCGUCCAGGCUGCUGCUCGUGGCGGCGCCCAGGCUCUCAUCGCGGUGGCGUCUCUCGUGCGGAGCACAGGCCCCAGAGCGCAAACGCAGUGACUGUGGCACGCAGGGUAACGUGAUGACCUCUGGUGCAAUUGAUGCAGGCAGAGGUUGUUCUGGCCGCCGGGUGGGUCGCAUCUUGGAGGAGAGCUACAAGCUGCCGCAGGGCCCAGAGGACAGCGAGGCCUUCCUUCAGCGCCUCCGGGUGCUCGCGGCUCUAGCACGGAAACUGUGUACACGGGACGAGCCGCCUGGCGCACGGGGGCCAGCCGAGCCGACCCUGCCUCGCCGGGUGAACUUGGCUGCUCGGGGGCCCUCCGCCCAAACCACAGCUGCCUGUCUUUUGUCUGCGGCACCUCGUCACCAAUCUGGGGCUUCGAGCCACGUGCAGGCCAAGCAGCUGCUUCCCAUUACCUGCUCGUCCCCUUUCAGCAGCCCGUGGUGA